Ilex paraguariensis (yerba mate) is the source of this 399-nucleotide messenger RNA. Lineage: Eukaryota; Viridiplantae; Streptophyta; Magnoliopsida; Aquifoliales; Aquifoliaceae. The record is from the annotation of a GenBank genome assembly.
AUGGCCCUUUAUUGCUGGGUGCAAAAGAAAGGAAAAAACAGGGCUGUUGCAACUAGAAGUGAGAGUCUUAGGGUUGCUAAUAGGGCUGAUUUGGUUCAAGAGCCUAUGCAAAAGAUGGUUGUUAGUGACCAGUCAAUGGAAGUUGUUGAGAAAGGAACAAUCUACGGAGGAUUCGUCUUCCACCUCCUCCCUAGAGCAGCACAAGUCGAGUAUGGAGGAAUCUUCUAUGGCUUCCUUGCUUAUAUCACUUUCAUCCAACUGAUCAAUGCAAUUGGAGAACAAUCACUUGCCCAUCCUCUUCCUUACCUCACUGAAAGGGCUUCCCCAAGGGCUCUUCAUAAAGUGGAGUGCAACGAAGAGUUGAGGAGUUUAAACAAAGAGUUGCUCGGCCUCUUGUGA